CCGCGCGCUUCCCGCCCGGAGCCGGCCGAGAGAGGAGCGGCCGCCAUGGAGGGGCCGGGCGCGGGGGCCCUGAGCGGCGCCGAGAAGGAGAAGCUGAGGGAGAAGCUGGCGCUGCUGCGGCGGGAGUACAGCGAGACCGUCAGCCGGCUGCGGCGGGCGCGGAGAGCCGAGCGAGCCCGGAGCCACGGCUGGGGCGGGACGGAGGGGGGAGGCCGGCGGCAACCGAGCCCCUCAGGUUCUAGAGAUAACUUGUCUCCUAGUGCUGACAAACAUGAAACCUCUCAACUACAGACUAAACCCAGCUUGGAUCUUGACACAGAGAAGAAAACAUCUGUCAGAUGUGAACAUGUCCCUGAAUUCUUCAGUAAGGAGGGUGACCAGCAGGACAGCUCUGGGGCAGGGAGCACACAGGACAGCCAGGAAGGCCUCUGCUGUGGAAGUGUCAGACCUGCCCCUGAGGGGAAAAAACCCCAAACCUCCAGGAGCCUGAUGAAGCUGAGGAGACGGACGAAGGCUCCGGUAUUGGAAGAAAGGGAAUCUGUGUGUGAUGUGCAUCUAACCAAGGCUGAUGGAAUGGUGACAACUGCCCGUGCAGAGGAGCUUCGGUCUCCUGUCUUCAGGCGGAGCAGCCUCUUGGACACUGAGCAAAAUGCCCAGACAGCACCAAGAGCAGCACUUGUGUGGAGAGAAGACAACAGGUUGACUCCUCCUGAUGCAGCAUUUGGAGUUGUACAAGGGGUGCUUGAGGACAGUGUCCUUCCAGCAGUGCCUGAGCUGUCCCCGUGUGCCCUGAGGGACAGCAGCUGUGUCUGGCAGCCCAAGUCCCCAGGUGCUGCAGCCAUGUCUGAUAACCCUGGGCCUGCACAGCUGUGUUUAGAGAACAGUGACUCUGUUUUACUGGACACCAGUGGCAAUGGAGGAAAAGAAUCCCCCAGGAUAACACAACAAGUGGAUGGGGAGAGUGUGUGUGAAGAUCAGGGAGAAUUACGCAGGCUCCUGGAUUUCAUGUCAGAAAAUGAAGUAUUGCCUGCUGAUGGAAUUAACACUGAAACUAAUGAGGGCAAAAGCUGUGAAGGAAAUCAAAGUGAUACUAAUUCCUUUCCUGCAGAUCUUGCUCUGGGAAGUGUUGAAGAACUGAUGGAGAAUCAACAGCUUGAAACUCAGUCAAGACUUUCUCCUCCAGAAAAGGUGACAGCUCCCGAAAGUGCACUGAACUCUUGCACCAUGGUUGAAGGGCUUCUCUUCCCAGUGGAAUACUAUGUCAGGACAACUCGGCGCAUGUCUAACUGCCAGAGGAAAGUGGACCUUGAAGCUGUGAUUCUCAGCCAGCUGGGCAGAAGCAAGAAAGGCCAGCGAAGUAAGUGCAAGCAGAAAGAUGCAAAUUCAGAUCGGUCCUCCCAAGAAAUAGCUGAGAAUGGUUUGGAGUCAGGAGUCAUGCCCUUCCCUUUUCUUGGUGCAGAAAAUGAUGCAAGCAGUCCUCAGCAAUCUCCUCCUGCAUCCAGCAGCAGCAGCACGUCGCUUGGAUCGGUUUCUCAAAGCAGCAUCACCAGCACAAGGCGAGACCUGAGGCGACGGCAGCGGAGACGGAAGGGAAGAGGGUCUGGCUGCACCCCUGGGCAGUGGGGCUCACAGGAGCUGGGAUUGAGCUCGGGGCUCAUGGUGCCAGGGCAAAGCAGUUGUCCCCUGUCAAAUGUGUGUCAGGGUGAAAAGGAAAGCUGUGAUCUUGGAAAAGCACCUUCAGAUGAGAGCAGGUUGUCUGCUGCUGCAGCCCUUGGGUCUGGGAAGACCAACGUGCCCAGCGCCGUCCAGCCAGCGAGUGCGAGUCCUGCUCCUGGGGGAAGCCAAGUGCUUGGCAAAUGCCCAAAGACUCUGCUAGAGCAGGCUCAAAAUCCUCUUCAGAGCAGUCAUUCUCUGACCCCAGGGAAUGAAGCUUUACCUGGCCAUGUAGGAGAUCUGGAAGCCAACUUACACGCCGAGAACCAGCCCGUGCACGGAGCCCACAGGGAUGAGCAGCUCCCAGUGAUCAACGUCCCUCUGCGCCGCUCCCGGCGCUCUGCACGGCACAGGGACAGCCCAGCCUCCCCAGGGCCUGCAGCCUCCCCAGGGCCUGCAGCCUCCCCAGGGCCUGCAGCCUCCCCAGAUGAGAGCAAAAGAGGACGUAGCCAUCCAGCAGCUUCUGAGGGUCCUGCUUCUCCUGGCCUCCCUGCCACAGACCUCAAUACCUGCAGCUCUCGCCUCCCCUUCCGCAGCCUGCAGUGGCUGGCCCCCACUCUGGGUGUCAGAGACUUUCACCUGCCUGAUGAGGAAUUUGGACCACUAAAACUUGAGAAAUUGGCAUCUUCCCCUGUGAAUGACUUGGAAGUUUUUGUUCCCAGUGUGUUUGGAGAUGAUGCCGCUUCAGAGGACGAACCAGAUGCACAAAUGGAUCCAGAAGGGAAAAGGCUCACAAGUAAUUUGCUUUUGCCCUUGAGAACUAGAUGGCCCAAGUUACCUCAUGGAGAAAGCCCAGCUUCCAAGAGGGAACUUCCCACCCGUGAAUUGCUCUUUACGCCCAUGGGGAGUGUCCUAGCUGCUGCUCCCCUUCAGCCCGAGUCCCAGAUUUCUGAGCCUAUUUUCCCUGUAGUGGGUGCAACCCCUGCUGUUCCACCCUCAGGACACAGUGAGCUCUGUCCUUCCCCACAGCCCAGCCUGCCUUUCUCCCAGGAAGCAUCUGUCCCAGCCCUGCAGGAUAGGGAAUGCAAAGCCUCUGCCCUUCCACAGCACUGGGACAGCUGUGGGGCAGGAUCUGCUAGAGGAGAGGAGAAACAACAUCCAACAUCGCCUUUAGAAGCUGAAGGAGGUCCCAGUAAUCAACCUUCUGAAGCUGUGGCCUUGGAGAAGCACCAGCAGUCAGAGAGCAAAGAGCAGAGAUCCUGCAGAGCCUCCCCUGAGCAGAAAACAGCUGGAGCAGGACAGUUGACUCCAGCACUGCUUGAUGGCCUGAGAGAGGAGAGCUUGCAGCUUGUAUCAAAGCUAAAGGAUUCCUCAAGCUCCUGUGCUGUGGACGUGAGCACAAUGUGGUGGGGAGCAGCUGGCAGCAAGGAGCUGUGUGUGGUGACAGCCUGUGAGAGUUCUGUCUCCCUGUGGAAACCUCUGGCAUCUGACCACUGGGAAAAGCUCCACACUUGGCAGCUUGGAGAGAUUCCUGUAAUCCAGAUUGUUCCUCUGCCAGACACCUGCAAUCUCAUGUGUGUAGCACUAGGAGACCUGGAGAUUGGAGAAAUAAGGCUUUUGCUUUAUUCUACUGAGAAUGACUCAUUCAAGCAAUCACUAGUAAAAGCUGGAAAUAUAAAAGCUGUUCUUGGGCUACAGGAGAGGAGGCUGGUCAGCAGCUGCAGGACUGGGCAAGAACAGCAAGUGGAAAUGGUAUCUCUUGCAGAGACGGGAAGGAACAAGGAUGGACAGACUUUGAUGCCCCCUGAAGAAACGGUUUUAGCUUUUGCUGAAGUAGAAGGAAUGAGAGAGGCCUUGGUUGGCACCACUGCAGUGAACAGCAUCGUUGUUUGGAAUUUGAAGACAGGCCAGCUGCUGAAGAAGAUGCACAUUGGCUGUUCCUACCUGGCUUCCAUCUGCCACCGGGCGUACUCCGACUCGGGCCUCCUGUUUGUUGUGUUAAGCCAUCCCCACGCCAAAGAGAGCGAGUCCUGUGGAAGCCCCGCGUUCCGGCUGGUGGCGUUCAACCCCCGCACGGCCCGCGGCGCGGGGGUGCUGUGCUCCUCCCUCCCGCCGGGACAGGCUGGAAGGUACCUGGAGGGUGACGUGCAGGACACCUCUGCCGUGGCCGUGCUGACCUCGGGAGCCAUCGCGGUGUGGGACCUGCUGCUGGGGCACUGCACGGCCCUGCUGCCCCCGGGGCCCCAGGGCAGCUGGGCACUGGCCCGCUGGGCCACCAGCAGUGCCUGCCUGCUGGCCGGGCAGCGGGACGGGACUGUCUGCCUGUACCGGUACCGGCAGCCCCAGCCGGGGGCGGCCUGACGAGGGUCUGCAGCACCCGUGGGGCCUGGGGGGCAGCGGGGCUGCUGGUAGCUGGCUCUGCGGGGCUGGGCAGGCGCUGCCGGGUGCUCUGGUGUGUGCAGGGACAUU
Messenger RNA from Apus apus (common swift), 4122 nucleotides. RefSeq names its product partner and localizer of BRCA2 (gene PALB2). The transcript is spliced from 13 exons. Gene Ontology annotation, biological process: double-strand break repair via homologous recombination. The record is from RefSeq and is a predicted model, not a curated record. Gene Ontology annotation, cellular component: nucleoplasm. NCBI's taxonomy places the organism in Eukaryota, Metazoa, Chordata, Aves, Apodiformes, Apodidae. The coding region runs from base 46 to 4014 and encodes 1322 amino acids. Gene Ontology annotation, molecular function: protein binding; DNA binding.